Molecule: messenger RNA, 1692 nt
Organism: Vigna unguiculata (cowpea)
Lineage: Eukaryota; Viridiplantae; Streptophyta; Magnoliopsida; Fabales; Fabaceae
Product: alpha/beta-Hydrolases superfamily protein
Biological process (GO): lipid metabolic process
Source: RefSeq, a predicted model, not a curated record
CAGAGUCAAGAAGCUGAAGCUGAAAGUCAUUGAAGGCAGCUUCGUGUUGGAGUUCCCUGUCCCAUUCUAGUACUGUAUUUUUCUUUCAAGUACAUAAGAAGGGAACUCUACUACCUCCCCAAAUCAACCCCAGAUACUCACCUUUUCAAAGUUUUUGUCUUUUGGCCUUUUCAAACCCAACACCGUGAUUUCCAUGGAUUCAGAAGCAGCACCCCAGCUAGAAGAAAUAAAGCAAGAGGGUGUCGGAAAAGGGACCAAGAAGAAGAAGAAGAGCAAAAAGAGUUCUUUUUUUCCCAGGUUUGGUUGUUUCAGAAUCGAGCAUGAUGUUUCAGGGGGAGGUUUUGAUAUUGAGGUUGUUGAUGAGACUGGUCAGCGUCCCACCCCCACCCACUUGAUCAUAAUGGUUAAUGGUCUUGUUGGCAGCGCUCAGAAUUGGAAAUUUGCCGCAAAGCAGUUUCUGAAAAGGUUUCCAGAAGACGCUGUUGUACAUUGCAGUGAACGCAAUUCUUCAAUGUUGACCUUUGAUGGGAUUGAUGUAAUGGGAGAUAGACUAGCCGAGGAGGUUAUAUCAGUUAUAAAACGUCACCCAAGUGUUCAGAAAAUUUCAUUUGUAGGUCACUCUUUAGGAGGCUUGGUGGCAAGAUAUGCAAUAGCUCGGCUUUAUGGGAGAGACAUAUCUCUUGAACUUUCUCAGGGAAAUGGACAUUGUGAAAGUCAUGUUUCAGAUCAAGAAAAUCAUGACAGAAAAUAUGAAGGAAAAAUUGCAGGACUAGAGCCCAUAAAUUUCAUUACAUCUGCAACGCCACACCUUGGUUCUAGAGGUCAUAAACAGGUUCCUAUGUUCUGUGGAUUUUACUCUCUGGAGAAAGCAGUGUCUCGUGUUGCUGGGGUCUUUGGUAAAACGGGAAAACAUCUAUUUUUAACAGAUAGUGACAAUGGGAAACCCCCUCUUCUUCUUCAGAUGGUUCGUGACUCUGAAGACAUUAAAUUCUUGUCUGCUUUACGCUCCUUCAAACGCCGUGUUGCCUAUGCGAAUGUUCGUUAUGACCAGCUUGUUGGAUGGAGUACAUCAUCUAUCAGACGUAGAAUGGAACUCCCUAAGCGGCGGCAUCUUUCAAGACAUGAAAAGUACCCUCAUAUCGUAAAUGUAGAGACAGCAAAAUCUAGUUGUGUCACCGAGGAUGUUCCUGCUGAAUCCAAACUGAGUAAUGGAUCCAGUAAACUUGAUUCGGAAGAGGAAAUGAUCAGAAGCUUGACAGCAAUGAGCUGGGACAGAAUUGAUGUCAGUUUCAGUGGCAGUAGGCAGAAAUACCUGGCACAUGGCACCAUUCAGGUGAAUACUUACUGCAUAAAUUCGGAUGGAGCAGACGUGAUUCAACAUAUGGUUGACAGUUUUCAGAUAUAGUUUUCCAUAUUUCCAGAUUCUAACAGACAAGACAAUGCCAUUUUUUUGUAAGACGGAGAGGGCUUCAUCACCUUUUUGCCACUGAAGUUGACAAAAUACAGACCAAGAAGGUUUAAAGAACACAAGAAUGUGAAAAAUACAUUGAUAAAGAACAGAACGGGGCUAUAAUUGUGCACCCUACAAUUUUCUUGUGCCCAUUCUACUUUGACUGCAAUGUAUAUGGAGUCAUUUGGAAUGAGAACACCCAAAAUAAAGUUAAAAAUCUGCACUCUUUCGAAUUUCAAUCA